CUUAGAUACCUAGAUGAUACUCCAAGCAAUAAAGAUGAAAACACGAAGCGGCUCAAUGAGCUGCUCCAGGACUUGCCACCGAACGGGAUUAACGUUCAUACGGAUGAUUUCUUGCGACAAACUAUCCUGCACGUCGCUGUUCUGGAAGGCCUUGAAUGGGCGGUCAAAGCUCUUCUCGACAAGGAGGUCGACGUCAACGCAACUGAGUACGAAGGGUGGUCUCCCCUACAUUGAGCUUCUGAGAAUGGACGCAUAGAAAUCGCGAAACUGCUAUUGGGAAAAGGCGCCAGCCCCCAAGCGGUCAAUGGCGUGGGGGAUAUGCCUCUUCAUCUUGCGGCCGAGAUCGGCGCUGAAGACAUGGUUAGGUUGUUUAUCGAAGGAAAUGAAUGCUCUAUUGAUGCUAUUGGGAAAUGGCGAAUGACGGCAUUACACCGCGCUGCUUGGCAGGGACACAAUGGCAUUGUCAAGUUUCUUCUUGGCAAAGGAGCAAAACACGACUUAAGAGACGUGGAUGGGUGGACUCCACUGAUGGCAGCAACGAGGGAAGGACAUCUUACUAGCAUGAAGGAAUUGCUGAUUAGUAAAGGAUAUGAACAAGCCAAUAUUCGGGACGAUGCAGGUAAAACGCCAUUCUUAGUGUCGGUUGAAGACGGGGAGUUGGAUUCCGUGUGUGUGUUCUUGAACAUGUCCGACAAAAAUAAGCGCGAUCCUGAUGUCUAUCAGAGACUUCUUUCAUAUGAGGCCCAAAACGAAGACGAUGCUCAACAAAUUCAAAAACCCAUCUUUGACGCUCUAAAGGAGGACAAACAAGGUUUCAACGAGGCUCUUCUCUGGGCGGCAGCAAAAUUUGAAAGGCAUAAGGUGGUAAAAAAGUUUCUUAUCUGGAGAAACGAGCAGGAACCAUCUCCGCAGCCCAGUGCUAUUGAAUUAGCUACUGGUCAGAAAAAUCCAGACCUGCUCUGGUGGCUUAUUGCAACAUCCCCACGCACUCCUGAUAUCACCAAAAAUAUCGAGUCGGCCGGGAUAAUAGCAAAAAAGGCCCAGAAAGAACAGGAAAACCCUAGGGGUGGGAGGCCGGAUACUAAGCGUGGCAAUAAGAACAAAUACGAUAAGGACGCCUAUGAUGACCAACCACCUACAGAUGGAAAUCAGUCCACCGGUUGGGAGGCCAUAGUAGACAUCUUGCAGGAUCCCCAAAUCGCACAGGUGUAUGAGGAUAGUGCUAUUUUGAAACCUCCGCGGCCCAAACCCGAGCAUCUCGAGAUUCUGAAAGAUUUCAAAAUACUCAUAGCCAGAUUCUACAAAUCUAAAACCGUCUCUAGCACUAUCCGGAGGACGCGAGACCUGAAACAUACUGUGUAUGACAAAGGACCCGCGCAAGUAAUGACGACGGCAAUUUCCAAGCUCGAGGACAUUAUGGAUAAGAGCCUCGAGAAUAGGAAUGAUACUACUAAGUCUUCCCGAUUUCAAGCUACAUAUGGCGCAGACAGUCUGAAGUUUACGUAUGUCCACAUACCAUCUACGAAUAUGGAUUGGAUGAAGGACCUACUAUUGAGAAUCAUGGUUGACGAAGGCAAUAAUGCUACCAGCUACCACGAGGUCAGCUCCUUUUUGCAAAGUACCUGGUUUGAAAUCCCAGAUCGGACUUCUGGGUCAAGGUUUAUGAGGCCACAGUUUGUGGAGAGGAUACCAAUACCGCCUACUAGCAGGAGGCAAGACAAACAUUUACCACCGGAACAGAAAGAAGACCAGAAAGUGGUUGAUACCAAUGAUGCACAGCAGUGGGACAGUGUCCAGGAAGGUGAAAAUCAUGAGGCUGACCCUCAGGAACUUAAUGAACGAGAGGCAAUGAAAGAAAGAGCGCAGGAGGGUUGUUUUAUCCCUAGCUCAGCACUUUAUAUGCCUUUUUUGUCGUUCGCCACACAGACAGAGUUUGCCAACGAAGCCCCAGGCAAGAAGUCUAGGGAAUUGAUACAGAAAUAUAGAAAUUCCGUUGUGCAUAGCUCCGCGACUCUUGAUGAGGCAUACUAUCACUUUAAAUCGGGAGAUAAAAUCCAAACCGACCAAUCCGUUCGAAACCGCGGCCAGGUUGUCACCAAACAGUUAGGCUAUCACCCCAAGAAGAACCAGGCCGAGCCCUGGCCACUGCUACGUGUUAAUCAAAUUUGGAUUUGGACGAUAGCCGACGGAUGGGUGAUUACCGGUACUUCACAUCCAGUCGACGACGUCGAGCAGUCCUGGCUUGAAGGAUUCACCGAGCAUCUCAACAAACAAAUACAGGCUGGGGGGGCCCAAUCUCAACCCGGGUCUACCAAAGACAUGAUGAAAGCGACUGUAGAAUAUUGUAUUGGGUCCUAUGAGAGGAGGCGGGCUUACAACCGUCCCGAUGACGGUGCAAGCGAUCUGUAGAUCCGGCAACUCUUUUCGAAUUAUAUAAAUUCCAUCGGAAGAAAGGAGACAGAUCUCUUCACCAAGUUUCAACGGCUCGAGAAUAAGUUUAGAGAAGCUAUCAGAGAAGCUGAAACGCUAUUUGGCGAGAU
Molecule: messenger RNA, 2540 nt
Organism: Hypoxylon trugodes
Lineage: Eukaryota; Fungi; Ascomycota; Sordariomycetes; Xylariales; Hypoxylaceae
Exons: 6
Coding region: 319-2409 (696 amino acids)
Molecular function (GO): protein binding
Source: RefSeq, a predicted model, not a curated record